This is a messenger RNA of Oreochromis niloticus (Nile tilapia), 2583 nucleotides long. RefSeq names its product serpin peptidase inhibitor, clade H (heat shock protein 47), member 1b (gene serpinh1b). The coding region runs from base 661 to 1878 and encodes 405 amino acids. Gene Ontology annotation, cellular component: endoplasmic reticulum. The record is from RefSeq and is a predicted model, not a curated record. Gene Ontology annotation, biological process: negative regulation of endopeptidase activity; collagen fibril organization. The transcript has 8 exons. Gene Ontology annotation, molecular function: serine-type endopeptidase inhibitor activity. NCBI's taxonomy places the organism in Eukaryota, Metazoa, Chordata, Actinopteri, Cichliformes, Cichlidae.
GAAACACAGACACCCUCAUUUGAAUAUCCCAUUCCCAACUUCUAGAAAAUUCUCUUUUAGGAUAUAUAGAGCCAGGGAAGUCUGUCACAGUCACGCUUUCCACCGGACACAGCUCGGAGAAGCAACCCUGCGAUAAUCUGUGCCAGAAUGAAAAUCGCAGAAAUGAAAACAUCUCAAGGUAUCACAAACAUGCAAUCACAGAGGAACAGAUGCAGUAUAAGUCUGCAUGAGAAACAGUAUGCCAGUGCAGCUGGUUAUUCAGAGCCCGAGGUUGUGCAUUCAGCCCAUUGUUUGAACCAGAGAUGGGAUGAUUUGGGUGCAGCCUACAGGCAUACGCCCUUUUCUUUCUCUGCAGGCAACAUGAAAAAAGUCUGCACUGUAUGUCUCGUGAUGAUUUCUGAUCCUCGCAUCUGAGGAGACACUAUUAACCAUUUGCAUCACUUAAAAUGUGUACUGAGAGGUGAGAUACAGCUUCGCUCCAAGUAAACGUCGAGUUUCAGCUGUUCAGCUCAGGCGGCGGUCGCUGCUGACGUGGCACGAAACAUGUCUCCCUCAAACUAGGGACAUUCCACAGCUCCUGAGUGGGCUGGCUCAACUCUGCCCUGCCUCCACAGCUCCACAGCCCAAGUAGUGCUGCAGCUGCUGUUGGAGACAGACAGGAUGUGGAUGACUAACAUUGUAGGCCUUUGUCUGCUGGCCUUGGUGGCCUCUGCAGAGGAUGUGAAGCUGAGCACCCACGCCACCACCCUGGCUGAUAAAAGCGCCAACUUGGCCUUCAGCCUCUACCACACCAUGGCAAAGGAGAAAGACACAGAGAACAUCAUCAUUUCUCCUGUGGUGGUGGCCUCUUCUCUGGGGCUGGUGGCUCUUGGUGGCAAAGCCUCCACUGCCUCCCAGGUGAAAACAGUCCUCAGCGCUGACAAACUCAAGGAUGAGCAUCUGCACGCAGGCCUGUCAGAGCUCCUCACUGAGGUGAGCAACGCCAAGACACGCAACACCACCUGGAAAAUCAACAACCGCCUCUACGGCCCCAGCUCUGUGUCCUUCGCUGACGAGUUUGUGAAGAACAGCAAGAAGCACUACAACUACGACCACUCCAAAAUCAAUUUCAGGGACAAGAGGAGCGCAGUGAACUCCAUCAACGAGUGGGCGGCCAAGUCCACAGGCGGCAAGCUGCCUGAAGUCACCAAGGACGUGCAAAACCCAGACGGAGCCAUGAUCGUCAACGCCAUGUUCUUCAAGCCUCACUGGGAGGAGAAAUUCCACGAUAAAAUGGUGGACACCCGUGGUUUCCUGGUUACUCGUUCAUUUACUGUCGGAGUUCCCAUGAUGCACCGCACAGGUCUUUAUGAUUUCUACGAGGACACAGAAAAUAAACUCUUUGUGCUGAACAUGCCUCUGGGCCAGAAACAGGCCUCCAUGAUCCUUAUCAUGCCCUAUCACCUGGAGCCCCUGGAGCGCCUGGAGAAGCUCUUGACAAGGAAGCAGGUGGACACUUGGCUCAGCAAGAUGGAGAACAGAGCCGUAGCCAUCUCCCUGCCUAAGAUCUCAGUGGAAGUCAGCCACAACCUGCAGAAACACCUGGCUGAGCUGGGCCUGACAGAAGCUGUGGACAAAGCCAAGGCUGACCUGUCCAACAUCUCUGGAAAGAAGGAUCUCUACCUUUCCAGCGUCUUCCACGCAUCAGCCCUGGAGCUUGACAUCGAAGGAAACCCAUACGACACAAGCAUCUUCGGUACUGAGAAGCUGAGGAACCCCAAACUCUUCUACGUAGAUCACCCCUUCAUUUUCCUGGUAAAGGACAACAAGACCAACUCCAUCCUGUACAUCGGCAGAGUGGUUAAACCUAAAGGGGACAAAAUGCGUGAUGAGCUAUAAUGUUUAAAUUUAUAAAUCGUGGUGGGUAGCUUUAUUAUUUGUGAAAUUAUGGCAGGAAACUGUGCACGUGUGUAAUUGUGUGUGAGUUUGUGUGCGUGCAUGUGUUGUUUUUGGUAUGAUUGUUACCUCAGUAGCACAUUCCAAUUGACAAUCUGUGGACUGAAUAUCCGAGCUUAGAAACAUUCGACUUUCCCAGGGAACAAUUCUGUUUACAUGUCUUCGUCUUAAGACCAUGCUGGGUUGACUAAUCUAAACAAAAGAACACGGACAUGCCUUUUAAGACUUUCACAAACAAACAGCAGUCGGCACAGCAGACAGCAUGCUUAUAUUAAGUACGAGUCCUCUUUCACAUCCUGUUUUUGCCUGCAUGUGUUCGGCUAUGACCUGUGUGUGCGUUUUUUUUUUUUUUUUUUUUUGCAAUAUCUUUAAUGUUUAAAGAGAAAAAAGAUCUAUGCACAAGCUGUUACAGUGCCGUCUCAUUCCCCCUCUCAUUUUGCCUCCAGUCUGCACUGAACUGUUCCCCUGCACGAGCUGAGCUUGCAGGGGAAAGGUGGCAAAACGUCUGGUGCUUAAUUUAAGUUGCAAACCAUUUUCCGUGUCGUCUUCUUGCUGUAGGUAUUUUCCACAAAGAAUCUGUUGGAAUUGUGUGAUUUAUGUGAUUAAUGUGGACCUUUUUCAAUAAAAAAAAAAAUGAAGAGAACAUAA